AUGGGAGCUUCGGUGGAUGAGUUCCCAUUGCUGUCGGCGCUAGGUCUGUACGCUGCCGAUAUUCGAGGAGAUGGCAACUGUCUUUUUAAUGCACUUUCCGAUCAACUCCAUGGCCACCAGAACGAACACGGCGUCAUCCGCUCACGUGUAAUCGACUACAUGCGAGACAAUGCAGCCUACUACAAACAGUUCAUCGAUGUGCACCCUGGUGGUGGCAUUCGACGAAACCCCAAACGCAAAAAUGCCGGCUCCUACUCGGCACCUGCCAACCUUGCACCACCCUCCGAAGCCGACAUCGACCGUGUGUUCGAGAGCCAUCUGUUAAGCAUGGCAAGAGGUGGCACCUAUGGUGACAACAUGGAGAUAACGGCGUUUGCAUCAGCCUACGAUGUGGAUGUCAAGAUCUACCAGAGAGACUUUGCGUACAUGAUCACUGGUGGUGGGGAGGACGUUGGUACUCGGCCAGUGGCACACAUUGCAUAUCAUCUGUGGGAGCACUACUCAUCAAUACGGAACCUCGACGGACCACAUGCUGGGAAACCAGAAGUGUCACCUAAAGUACUCAGUCCGCAAGAAGAGAUGAACCAGAGGGCGAAGCUGGCACAAACGCCACACGUUCUGCCUUGGCAGGUGGACGUAGUGUCGAAGUCAUUACCAUUCUUGGCGGACAAACCGACCAUUAAGCGUGCGUUGGAAGCGGCCAAGGGAGACAUCAACUUGGCAGUGUCAAACCUGAUGGAUGCGGAGGAGAACGGCAGUAUGUCGUCACAGCCAGAGAGUUCGAGCGUUGAGCGGGAUCAGGACACAGACGACGAUGUGCAUGUGGGUCCAAGCAAGAAGCAGGACAGACGGAUGAGCAGAGCGACGAAAGGUAGCAAGCCGCGGAGCGCAGAAACGAAGCACGCUUUAUCACAUAUCAGUGGCUACGAUGGAAGUCAGGAGUCGAUAGGCAGCUGGGAAUCAGAAGGCUCGAGCGUGCCAGACGGCUCGCAGCAGAGCACACUCACACAACCGACAGAGCUAGACGACUCGGAGAACAUCCGUGUAAAAGUCCCAGGCGAGGAUGGUAAUGCUUCUGGCUCAGCAUCGCCGUCGAAGAAGCUGCCGCGUCUGAAGUUAUUACCACCGCGGCCACCAGAUCCUGCAUUACGGAUAGGCAAGACGUCGCAACGGCAGCAUGGUCCACGCGUAACUGCGCGAGAUCGUAAGAGCAUGCAGAAGCAGGCACAAAAAGCUGCACGAAAAGAGCGUGCUCAAGCCGGGACCAAGAGCGAGAAGAGGACAGAGUCUCCGUCAGCCAUCGGACUAGCACUACGAGCGAAAGGCAUGACAGAGACGCCACCAGUCGAGACGCUGAGAACGCUCUACAUAUGA
Recurvomyces mirabilis is the source of this 1374-nucleotide messenger RNA. RefSeq lists its product as uncharacterized. The transcript is spliced from 2 exons. NCBI's taxonomy places the organism in Eukaryota, Fungi, Ascomycota, Dothideomycetes, Mycosphaerellales, Teratosphaeriaceae. The coding region runs from base 1 to 1374 and encodes 457 amino acids. Gene Ontology annotation, molecular function: cysteine-type deubiquitinase activity. The record is from RefSeq and is a predicted model, not a curated record. Gene Ontology annotation, biological process: protein deubiquitination.